Molecule: messenger RNA, 2947 nt
Organism: Mandrillus leucophaeus (drill)
Lineage: Eukaryota; Metazoa; Chordata; Mammalia; Primates; Cercopithecidae
Gene: BTN2A1
Product: butyrophilin, subfamily 2, member A1
Exons: 9
Coding region: 273-1859 (528 amino acids)
Biological process (GO): regulation of cytokine production; T cell receptor signaling pathway
Cellular component (GO): external side of plasma membrane
Molecular function (GO): signaling receptor binding
Source: RefSeq, a predicted model, not a curated record
GGACUCUAAACUCUUUAGGGAAAUCUUGAGGCUGUGGAAGCCCAGUGGUCCAGAUCUCGGUUCCUGCAUCUCCAGACAUGGCGACCUAGGGGAAGGGGAAGACCAAUUUUUUCUCCUCUUUUGGGACGGUUUGUGUCUAGUAGUACCUGUGCCCCUGGGCAGCUUGGAGAGAAGAGGGGCGACUGGAGAAUCGUCAUUUGAGAACCAGAGGAGAAAAGAAAACGCAACGUUAAUUCUAGAAGGCCUCCCGUCCCUGCCUGCUCUGGGUGCUCAUGGAACCAGCUGCUGCCCUACACUUCUCCCUGCCAGCCUCCCUCCUCCUCCUCCUCCUUCUCCGACUGUGUGCACUGGUCUCAGCCCAGUUUAUUGUGGUAGGGCCAACUGAUUCCAUCCUGGCCACGGUUGGAGAAGACACUACGUUACGCUGCCAUCUGUCACCCGAGAAAAAUGCUGAGGACAUGGAGGUGCGGUGGUUCCGGUCUCAGUUCUUCCCCGCAGUGUUUGUGUAUAAGGGUGGGAGAGAGAGGACAGAGGAGCAGAUGGAGGAGUACCGAGGAAGAACCACCUUUGUGAGCAAAGACAUCAGCAGGGGCAGCGUGGCCCUGGUCAUACACAACAUCACAGCUCAGGAGAACGGCACCUACCGCUGUUACUUCCAAGAAGGCAGGUCCUACGAUGAGGCCAUCCUGCACCUCGUGGUGGCAGGACUGGGCUCUAAGCCCCUCAUUGAAAUGAGGGGCCAUGAGGACGGGGGCAUCCGGCUGGAGUGCAUAUCUAGAGGGUGGUACCCAAAGCCCCUCACAGUGUGGAGGGACCCCUAUGGUAGGGUUGUGCCUGCCCUGAAGGAGGUCUCCACCCCUGCCGCAGACGGCCUUUUCAUGGUCACCACAGCUGUGAUCAUCAGAGAUAAGUCGAUGAGGAACAUGUCCUGCUCUAUCAAUGACACCUUGCUCGGCCAGAAGAAAGAAAGUGUCAUUUUUAUUCCAGAAUCCUUUAUGCCCAGCGUGUCUCCCUGUGUGGUGGCCCUGCCUAUCAUUGUGGUCUUUCUGAUGAUAAUCAUUGCUGUAUGCAUCUACUGGAUCAACAGACUCCGAAAGGAAAAAAAGAUUCUGUCAGGGGAAAAAGAGUUUGAACUGGAAACAAGAGAAAUUGCUGUAAAGGAACUGGAGAAGGAACGUGUGCAAAGAGAGAAAGAACUUCAAGUACAAGAGCAACUUCAAGAAGAAUUGCGAUGGAGAAGAACAGUCUUACAUGCUGUUGAUGUGGUCCUGGAUCCAGACACCGCUCAUCCUGAUCUCUUGCUGUCAGAGGACCGGAGAAGUGUGCGAAGGUGCCCCCUCAGGCACCUAGGGGAGAGCGUGCCUGACAACCCAGAGAGAUUCGACAGUGAGCCUUGUGUCCUGGGCCGGGAGAGCUUUGCUUCAGGAAAACAUUACUGGGAGGUGGAGGUGGAAAACGUGAUUGAGUGGACUGUGGGGGUCUGCAGAGACAGUGUUCAGAGGAAAGGGGAGGUCCUGCUGAUUCCUCAGAAUGGCUUCUGGACCCUGGAGAUGUUUGGAAACCAAUACCGGGCCCUGUCCUCCCCUGAUAGGAUUCUCCCUUUGAAGGAGUCCCUUUGCCGGGUGGGUGUCUUCCUGGACUAUGAAGCAGGAGAUGUCUCCUUCUACAACAUGAGGGACAGAUCGCACAUCUACACAUGUCCCCGUUCAGCCUUUUCUGUGCCUGUGAGGCCCUUCUUCAGGAUAGGGUCUGAUGACAGCCCCAUCUUCAUCUGUCCUGCACUCAUAGGAGCCAGUGGGGUCACAGUGCCUGAAGAGGGUCUGACACUUCACAGAGUGGGGACCAAUCAGAGCCUGUAGAAUCAAUUCGCUGGUCUCACAGCCAUGCAGAUAAGCCCUGGUCAUCUCAGCAGCCACUGCACAAUGUUGUUGGUGGAAGACACGCCCUCCUCCCCUCUGGUCACAUAAGAGAACAGCUUCCAGCUGCCUCUUUCACACCCACUCCAGCCCUCAGCCCCAGUUUUCUCCUCCUCACUAGGCUGUGGCUUUAGUAGUUCCUUUGCUUGUAACUAUGGGACGGGAUCCAGGCAUAGGGAACUAGUUGUUUCAUAGCUCCCAGACAAGAAAAAAGUGUGAGAAGUUGAUGGGCAGCAAACCUGCUGUUUAACAUCAGGGUGGCCACACUGAGUCCAGCAUGCCAGUUGGCACCAGAUGAUAUGGACUUGGAAUGAGGCCAACAGGGUUCAUCAGGAUGUGAGAGGAGAGAGGAAUCCACAGGACCACCAGAGGGUAGAGGGAACCAGAUCUGCAGGUCAGAGAUAGAGGAAGUGGAACCAGAGAGCUGGGAGGGACCAAGGUUGUAAGGGUGGCUAAGUCCCACCAUAACAUCCAAGGGAACCUGGGAAAUGAUGGCUCAUUUCCACCCAACCCCAGGAUUUCCAGAGCACACAGCCACAGGCCUGGACCUGGGACGAAGAUGAAUGAAGAACAUGGACGCAUGUGGAUGUGGUUUGGCUCAGGUGUCUGCAGUUGGCAAGGAGUCAGUACUCAGUCCCUGAGUGUGGUUUAAGUUUGAGGUCCUGGCUGAGCCGAGGAGUAAUGGACCAGGUCUACCUCAGCAUUCAGGUUCAAUGGGGACACCAGUGGCUUCAAACUUCCUGGUCUCAUGAUGUCUUUAGACACCUUACAAAUGAUGGAGGAUUCCAAAGAGUUUUUGUUUAUUUGAGUUAAUAUUUGUUGGUAUUUAAGGCAUUGGAGAAUGAAACUAAGAAAUGUUGUAAUUUAUUACCUUUACAACAGUUAUUUAUAUUACAUACAUUUACAACAUUUAUUAAUUUAUAUUAAAGUAGCAUGAAUAAGCCAACUCUAGGUUAAUAUAAGUAGAAUGUUUGUGAAAAAAUAAGUAUGGUAUCCAAAGCAAAAUAAAUUUUAUUUAGAAGUGUGGCAUU